Molecule: messenger RNA, 1857 nt
Organism: Argiope bruennichi
Lineage: Eukaryota; Metazoa; Arthropoda; Arachnida; Araneae; Araneidae
Product: RYamide receptor-like
Exons: 2
Coding region: 42-1292 (416 amino acids)
Biological process (GO): neuropeptide signaling pathway
Cellular component (GO): membrane
Molecular function (GO): neuropeptide Y receptor activity
Source: RefSeq, a predicted model, not a curated record
AGCUAAUUAAUUCAUAUUAACUUGAAGAUUUAUAUUUCACAAUGCUACCUGGAAACAUAACUCAAGAAAUGACUGGAAAUAUUUCCGAAAAAGUAGACGUUUUCCUCCCUGAUCCCGAAAUUGGAGUUACUGUGCCAAAAACUGUCGAAGCAGUGAUGCAUAUUAUGUACAUUACAGUGUCUGUUGCAGCUGUUGGUGGAAACGGAAUGGUAUGCUACAUUGUUCUUGCUUAUCAACGCAUGAGGACCGUCACAAACUUUUUUAUUAUUAAUUUGGCAGUUGGUGACAUACUUAUGGCAUGCCUCUGCAUCCCGUUUGGAUUCGUUUCCAAUCUCUUGUUACAAUACUGGCCAUUUGGAGCAGUAAUGUGUGUACUAGUGUCCUAUGCACAAGUGGUAUCAGUCUUCAUCAGUGCUUACACUCUUAUUGCUAUCAGUAUAGAUAGAUAUAUUGCCAUUCUGUACCCAUUAAGACCAAGAAUGACUAAAUUACAGGCCAAACUUAUUAUUGUUGUAGUAUGGGUAGUGGCUCUGAUUACACCUCUUCCAACAGCGGUGUUAUCCAAACUCGAAAUCCAUCCAGCAUGGGAUGGUUUCAAUGAUACUACAAGAAGAUACAUUUGUACUGAAGCAUGGGAAACUACAGAGCAGAGAUACUACUACAGUAUGGCACUUAUGAUACUGCAAUACUUUUUCCCACUGAUUGUUCUUCUCUACACCUACACUAGAAUAGCCAUUGUAGUAUGGGGGAACAAGCCACCUGGAGAAGCAGAGGAUGUGAGGGACCAAAGAUUAGCAGCUUCCAAGCGUAAGAUGGUCAAAAUGAUGAUAACAGUCGUAACCGUCUUCAGCCUCUGUUGGUUACCUCUCAAUAUUCUGAUUGUCGUCGGAGACCAAAACGAAAAGAUAUGGCAGUAUGAAAACAUCGUUUAUGUAUGGUUUGUAUGCCAUUGGCUUGCCAUGAGUCACGCCUCCUACAACCCCAUUAUCUACUGCUGGAUGAAUUCCAAGUUCAGGGAUGGCUUCUUUCAGAUCUGCAGAAACAUCGCCUGCACACGCUUCAGGAACAGAUAUUUAGAAGAAAAUACUCUUCAUCGUUGCAACACUUAUUCCACAUACACAAGUGUCAGGAAUCUCAGUGUCCACGGCUCAUCACCAAGGUCUUUGCACAGCAAUGGUAAAUGUAUGCUGGCUCCUAGCCCAACUCCAUCAACAAGGUUGACCGUGCAGCAUGUUUGUCGGUAUGAUGGUUGUAUGACGGAUGAUGAGAUGGUGAGUGACUCACAAGUGUAAUUCCAAAUCAUCAAAAGUAUGAUACAAUGAUGAGAUUUUGAGCUAACAAUUUGCAGUGAUUCACCAAUUAAGCAUGACAGAUCCAAAUCAUAAUGUCUUCUUAUUUAAAGUAUGCAUGCAUGACAAUGGUAAAUAUAUGCUGGCUCCCAGCCCAACUCCAUCAACAAAGCUGAUAACACAGCACGUUUGUCGGUAUGAUGGUUGUAUGAUGGGUGAUGAGAUGGUGAGUGAUUUACAUAUAUAAUUAAUACUCAUCAGAAGUAUGAAACAAUGAUGCGAAUUUAAUGUGCAAUGAUUCCCUAACUAAGCAUGAGAGAUGAAAAUCAUAAUGUCUUCUUAUUAUGCAUGCAUGACAAGCUAAGAUUUUCAUUAACAUACAGUGCAUGUUUAUUUGAUUUUUGUUCAUUCAUAUAAUAUUUUUCUAUCUCGAAACUUGCACAUUACUUUCAUGAAACGAGAAAACAGCUGAAAUUAUAUUUCAGCAAACGUAUUUUCAUAAAUCAUUGUAUGAAUCGAUAACUCAAUUCCAUCAUAUGAAUAUUUACUUUCAUUUUCAUCAAUUCAU